GUAUCUGAUAUUAUUGAGUAACUAAGCUCAUCUGCUUCGGUAUCUUUACGACUAUCAAUCGUCCCGAAGAUAUAAAGGUCACGUCGAAAAAUUUAUGCUCAGUUUUACAGUAGCUUUUCAGCGAGAAACGCGACAAAAUGAAUAUUUCAUUUGAGGGUAAACGCAUCCUGGUCACCGGAGCUGGACAAGGUAUAGGAAGAGCGCUCGCUUUGCGACUAUCAAAAUUCGGUGGCAAAGUGAUAGCGAUUUCGCGUACCAAGAAGCACCUUGAUACUUUGGCGGCUGAGGAUUCAAGUAUCGAGACAAUUCAAGCAAAUUUAGAAAACUGGGACUCAACGAGAGACACCGUAAAAAAAUUAUUGCCGAUCGAUCUUUUGGUCAACAACGCAGCUGUCGCGAAACUUGAAUCAUUUCUUGAUAUAGAUCCAGAAAAUUUUGACGCAACGUUCAACGUAAAUUUAAAAUCGGUCAUAAACGUAUCGCAAAUAGUUUCCAAGAAUAUGAUUGAUCGGGGCAAAGGUGGAAGUAUCGUUAACGUUUCAUCCCAGGCGAGUCAAGCAGCAUUGAAAGACCACGCCGUUUACUGCGCUUCCAAAGCAGCUCUGGAUCAGCUAACAAGGGUAAUGGCUCUUGAACUCGGGCCUCAUAAUAUAAGGACGAAUACAGUAAAUCCGACCGUCGUGAUGACCGAAAUGGGUCGUCUCGGAUGGAGUGAUCCAGAAAAAGCAGCUUCCAUGAAAGGGAAAAUUCCUCUUGGCCGCUUUGCUGAGGUUGACGAGGUCGUUGAUUCUAUAGUUUACCUAUUAAGUGAUCACAGCUCCAUGGUGAACGGUAUCACCUUACCAAUCGACGGAGGUUUCCUGGCUCAAUAAGAGGAAAAAAGAAACUUCCAUUUUUUCUUCUUUUUCUAUACAAAUUUUCUACAAAAAGUUAUACAAAUAGUUUCUAACGAUAUAUUACUUGUUUUCAAAACGUAUUAUAUUACACAAAUAUCGUUAGUCAACGCCGAUUAUAUACUUACAUAGUAUAUAGAUACAUACAUAUAUAUUUUUAAUAACAAUACAUGUAGUUAAAUAAAAAAAUAAAUCAAAAAAAGUUGGGAUUAACAAAAAA
Athalia rosae (coleseed sawfly) is the source of this 1113-nucleotide messenger RNA. RefSeq names its product L-xylulose reductase. The transcript is spliced from 4 exons. Gene Ontology annotation, molecular function: carbonyl reductase (NADPH) activity; L-xylulose reductase (NADPH) activity. NCBI's taxonomy places the organism in Eukaryota, Metazoa, Arthropoda, Insecta, Hymenoptera, Athaliidae. Bases 138 to 872 code for a protein of 244 amino acids. The record is from RefSeq and is a predicted model, not a curated record. Gene Ontology annotation, biological process: glucose metabolic process; xylulose metabolic process.